Molecule: messenger RNA, 13423 nt
Organism: Polypterus senegalus (gray bichir)
Lineage: Eukaryota; Metazoa; Chordata; Cladistia; Polypteriformes; Polypteridae
Gene: szt2
Product: SZT2 subunit of KICSTOR complex
Exons: 75
Coding region: 151-11508 (3785 amino acids)
Cellular component (GO): peroxisome
Source: RefSeq, a predicted model, not a curated record
CACGUGAGGCUUGUUCGCUGUAACGUAAACAGUAGCGAAACCUGUCAAAAUCAAACUCCGUUAACAGAGAGGUUUGUUCACUAGGCUAUAAAAUCUGCAGACUGAGUGAAAGGAUCACUUAUAGAGUCUCUCAGGAAUGAGAAUCCCGGGAUGGCAGAGAGACAGGACGCUGAGGUGGAGGAGGCAGGACAGGUGUACCUGCUGAUGAAGAAGGAGUACAGAAUAUCCAGAAAUGUUCGACUGGCAUGGUUUCUCAGUCAUCUCAACCAGGUCAUUAGCACAACACCCAAGGAUAAGUUGAUUAACUCUGUAAAUGAACUUGACAUACUGAGCAUACUUCCAAAUGGCUGGCAACCAGACGACUCUCCUGCUGCACAGUCUUACCUCCUGGUACCCUCUACCCAAGUCACAUUUUUGGCAAGGCGGUACCGAUUCAUUAUUGAACUGGACCUGAGCCCAUCCACUGGUAUUGUUGAUGAUAUCACAGGUCAAAUGAUCUUUGAUGAAGUGUUUCAGACACUUUCCCAUUGCUUGCAUGGACUGGCAAAAGCCUUUAAAGUGCCAGGGACAGAACUUAUGUUCCAGCCUGAGGUCUUUGUGACUAUUCUGGCCUACUCCUCUAUUAUUGGACUGCAGUCUCAUCAGGUUUUAGUUCAGGGUUGUCAGCUGGACAAAGUCAACUUAGAUGACUUCCUUGAUCACAUUUAUCAACAACUGCGAACUGAAGAAAACAAUAUUGCAGAGAUUUUACAACAACAACAUAAAGCUAGAGAACUGUACAACACAUCUACCGUGUGCUGUGGAGUCCCAAAUGAAGUUUCAGAAGACCAGCAUCAGCGGAAGAUUGGUGUUUCUAUGAUAACAGCUGAUAUAGGGCUAGUCAGCAUGGUGCGUCAAGGAAUUCUUGCUCUUCAGCUGUUGCCACCUAAUUCAAGUGCAGGAAUAAUAAUAAUUACUGAUGGGGUGACAAGUGUUCCUGACAUUGCUGUUUGUGAAGCUCUCUUGAAUCAACUACGAAGUGGUACUGUUGCCUGCUCUUUUCUUCAGGUGGGAGGUGCUUAUUCCUAUGAUUGCAGUUUUGGACAUGUACCCAAUGUAGAGUUAAUGAAGUUCAUUUCUGUGGCAACGUUUGGAUCUUAUAUUCCAAGCUGCCCAAAGGUCUCUGACUCAUGCCAGGACAUGAAUAUAUAUCACAAGGCUUUUUUGAUGUAUACCUUUCUGAAAACUGGAGAAUCAAUGAAUCCAGAGUACUACUGUGUUUCCCAGCACAAAUUAUUUAAUGAGCAUCUGGUGUCAGCCAGUGGUAAUCCGGCCUUGGCCAUGAGAAGGAAAAAACACACAGAGAAGGAGGUUCAUGCUCAUCUGAUCAGUGUGGUAUCAGUACGACUGCGAGAAGGAUACACUAUUCGUGAUAUCAGUCUAAUAAAAGGUGGCACUCAAUUAGAGGUUAAGCUGGUGCUUUUGUGGAAGCAUAAUAUGAGGAUUGAAUAUGUAGCAAUAGCACAUUGGCCUCUGGAUCCAUCAAAGCGUACUACAUGGGUGGAGGUAACAAUGGAAGGGAGUUAUGACAUCUUGCACGAUAUUAGUUGUACCAUGAGAAAACCUAUUACCAGCCCUUACAGGACUUCUGUUAUUCGCCGGUUCUGGAACACUUUACAGAGCAUAAACCAGACAGAUCAGAUGCUGGUGCACCUUCAGUCUUUUAAUUCAAUUCCUGAACAUUUCACAAUUCCUGAGAGCACAAAGAAUGGUGUUCCUCUCUUUUAUAUCCCUCCAGGAUCUACUACACCGGUACUGUCUCUCCAGCACAGUGGAACCAAGGAUUCUAGUCACUCCCAGUUUUCUUCUUAUUGGAAACCAAUUCUUUCUAUGGAUGCAAAUUUCUGGCAAAGAUGGCUCCAUAUACAUCGAAUAGUUAUCAUAUUGGAACAUGACAUCCCAGUUCCUAAACACUUGCACACACCAGGAAACAAUGGCCACUAUAGCACAAUCCAGUGUCGGAUUUCACAUUCUGCACUUACGUCCUUGCUUAGGGACUGGAGCAGUUUUGUCCUUGUGGAAGGCUAUUCCUACAUUAAACUGAUUUACAGUGCCUCAGAUCAUCCACCCACAUCUUUUUACCUUGUUCGUUUGAUAUCAAAAGCACCAUGCAUGGUGCUAAGGCUUGGCUUUCCUAUUGGGACUCCUGCUCUUCUCAGAAAUAAGAUUGUGGAUGAACUACGGGAAAGAAUUCUGCAACUACGAUUUCCUCAACGUGUGCAGAGCAAAGAAGCAACACCAAAAGUAAAAAGAAAAAUUCUUGGCAAUGCCUCACCAUCUAAAUCCCCUCCUCUGUCCCAGUCCCAGCCAGCUUUGUCAGACAGACCAUGUGUUGUGGUACUCCAUAAACCACUAGAAAAGCUCCUCAUCAGGUAUGAAAAGCUUCCUUCAGAUUAUAGGCUUUCAUUUAUUUUGAAUAUGGAGAGUUUGGCGCAUACAUCUGCAGUGCCGGCACCUCUUACCUUUGCAGCUGGACGCACAGCAUCCUCCACCCUGGCAUCUCUUUCACGUUAUUUCUUCCACCAACGUUGGAUAUGGACAGUGCACUCCGGUGUUGGUCCUCCUCUUCCAUUACCUGCUGUGGCACAGAUCCUUUCUGUACUUUCAGAAAUUCGUGUUUCUGAAGGUUUCCAUUUUGCUGCAAGUGGAGAUGGAAUUGUGAAUAUGGUGACAGAAUUACCUAUGAAGUGUGUGUCCCAAAAUGGAGAUGGAGAAAUUCACACAUGCAUUGUUCAGUAUGUUCUGUUUCCUCCCCAUUCAACUUCUUCUAAAGACAGUUUUUCUACUGAUGACGACAAUGACACAGAAGUGGAAGCAAUUGAGGUGGAUACAGAACUUAACUUGGUGACUGAAUGCUGGGUGGAACCACAAAGCGGCCUAGUUUUUAGUAGUUUGAACAGCCAUUCACAUCUUCAAGGACUGUCUUAUCAAGAGAUACCUAAAGCUAUUUUUCCUUAUGAUCUUACCUGCAUAUCUACAAUUUUAACAUUUGAAUAUCUGAGUCAGUUAUGCCAGAACAAAGACCAUAUAUCCCCUAUUGCUGGUAUUAAAGAAGAAGGUGGUGAUAUGUGGAGCAGUGACUGUAUACAGACAGUCCCCUUUCAAUUUGACCUAAUUAAACUUCUUCCAAAAUGUCAGCAGAUUGAGGUCUUUUUCCUUACUCUUGGCAGAGUAGAAGAAUAUGACAUAUCUCAGGAUUUAUCUGCCUUACCAAAUGAACUUCUUCUGAGUCUUUUCCAUGGGAGUCUUCAGCAGGACCUAAAUGAUCGUGAAAUCCCAUUGGCUGAUGCUGAUCAUAUCGCUUUCAUGCAGCAGGUUUUGCAGAGAGACAGAGAUGGUCAUAUUGCUCCCUUUAUUCUUCCUGCUGUUAAUGAGGAAUGCCUGAAUUCAGUGAAGUCCCUAGAAAGGCAAGAUACAGUGAUGUCCUUCCGCACUGUUGGGAGCAACAAAGAGGUAACUGGUUCAACUAGCACCCUUCAGAGCUUUGGAAAUGCUGAGAUGGCAGAUGAGGACUUUGCCCAACCUCAUGGAGAAAUGUAUUUCCCUCGGUGGAAAUGUUAUGCCAAAUAUGUCAAUGCACAGCAGAUUUUUCUAACAUUCCUUCCAGCUUCAUUUGCAGAUAUAUUAAGUCUUGCAUCAACAGGACCAGACAGAAAAAAACAACACGAAAUGGAUGAAUUAUUGGAAGAAAACUGCAACAGGCAAAAUCAGAAUCGAAAUAACUUUCAUGAGCAGCUAAAUGAAACUUUACUAACUGAGGAGCAGAAAAUUAUUGGUGUAGCAAAUGGAACAGAAAAAGCAAAUGGUAUAGAGGAAUCUGCUUCAUUUGUUUCCCUGCCAUCACUCAAUAAUGAUAAAGAUAAUGGUCGAAUGAAAAAUGAAAAUGGCACCACUGUAAAAGUGGGAAAUAGUAAAGAGAGCAUCCAGUUUGCAGAGCCACAAAAAAGGGAUAUACAUAUUACCUUUAGCCGCCAAGGAUCUCAGUUAGAAGGAAAUGACCAAAACAAACCACGUUGUCCUGUGUAUAUUUAUAACUGUUCCCUUGAUUUGCUGCGGGAGCAGCUAGUUAAUCCCCGGGUGGAAAAGCACCGAGACAUCUAUUUUAGACCUCAAGAUGCUGAUUCCUGGGAGUUGUAUCAGCAGAUGAAAUACAGGUCAAUGUACCAGGAGCGUAGUACCAGUACCUCUUGGACUGAUCUCUUGGCACAUUCUCACAAAUACAAAGUUCUGACCAAUUACUGCAGCCUACUACAGGAACACUACCAUCAAAGCUAUGUAAAAGGUGUUUAUCGUAGUUUACAACAAUCAUACCACAUAAGUUCACAGGAUGUAUUGACAGCAAUGGAUUACUGUGAGGAGUCCCUGAAGGAAAUUGAAAUCACAACUUUUCUACAGACCUUGUGUGGCCAUAUUAAAAACUUUAAAGAAAGUUUUGACCAUCCAGUUGUGUCCUUAGAUGAAAUUCCACCUAUUACAAAGACUACAUUCACGGUUGGUGUGAAUGAACCAGACGAAGAGGGAUCUGAUAGAGGGCCACUUGUUUCCACUUCCAGUAUAGAGACAGAAGAUGUCAGUGAAGCAGAGUCUCGAGGAAGACUCUCUAAUCCUGCCUCACCUCUUAUAUCUGAAGUACAGGAGACACACAGAAGAUAUCCUGAAUUCCCACUUUCACUUUUACACACAAAUCAGAAAUGUGAGCUUUAUCCUGAUUUGCAUCAAAUCAUUCAGGACAAAUUUCAAGAAAUCGGAGCACAAUAUUUCAAAAUAGUGCCUUCAAACCCUCAUUACUUUUUCUACUGUCCCACAUCACAAAAGAAGGAGGAGGGUGUGGAUCGAGGAGAGGUACACAGGAGACCCAGCGAUGAGAUGGAAGUGUCUGAGGCAGAGCUGGCAACAGAGGAUGAAAAUGUGUCUGGCUGUUGUAUUGUGACAGAAAGUGACACUGAUCUUGAAGUUGAGUACCUAGAACGUUUGGACCGUGAGUUACCUGGAAACAGUUCUCUAUCUGACUCUAAUACUGUCAAUCAGGAUGAGGAUUCUUUCAGCAUUUUGGAAGGAGAUUCAUUUCUGGAACCUGAAGAACCACAACAGGAGCUGCCUCCUCUUUUUGUGCACCUCACAUGUUCUAUCAAUGUAAAGAAUUGCCAUGGUUCUAUGCCAAUGCAGACAUUACCUACUUGUCUGGGGGAAGUGAUAACAUGUUUGGAGAAUGCAGAAUCAAUUCAGUCUGUAGAUUUGAAAGACUUAUCUGUCACUCUUGAUAUCUUCGUUCUUACACUACCACUGGAAAUUGAGAUGAUAUCUGCAGAUCCACAUCAUAAAAGGUAUACGUCAGAGAGCAGUGUUUCAUUAAACAGAUCACCAGCACAGCCUUCAUCUUACCUUUCUGAUGAAGAACUCAUGCAGAACAUGGAUAGACUUCCUUCUGAAGGAGAAGAUAGGGUGAUUGGAGGAGAUCCUUUCUCCAAGCUUCCAAUUCCUCAUAAACAAGCUGUGUUGGCUACAAUGGAUGAGAUCCGGUGGGUCCUGGAAGAUGAGAUUGUUUCUGCUACUCGCCAUUUAAGGGUCAUAAACAAAUUGGUACUACAAAAGGUUGCAGAUCAUGUAUAUAACUCACAGGAACGGGAAAACUGCCGCUUUGAGGUUAUUCCACUGCAGUUUGUGUUUGGUCCAGAUCAGUCGUUGGCAAAGUUCAAGGAGGAGUUCAGUAGAAUGUCACUAUCAGGGUAUUUAUUAAAUGAAGAAAGUGACAGUUUUUACUAUGUGUCUGUGAGUCGGCUAUAUGCUCAGAGAUUGGAAAACGCCAAACGUGUUGUAGAUAAUAAACCAGUCAAUUCAGGAUACCCUCUAGAGGAUUGCACAAUAAAAUCACAGCAGGUUGUGCGUAGUUUGGGAUUUAACAAAAUGGUAGGAACCUCUCAACAGACUAAUCAGAGCCCAGCUGCUAUGGAGGAGACAAAACUAACAAAUAAUCUAGAACAAGAUAAAGCACAAAACUCUUUGGUUUCUGCAACGGAAAAAACAACAACUUCAGAGUUCUCCAGUGUUGUAACUGAAUCAUUAGAUUGUGGUAAUAUUUCCCAACCAGAAAGCAAAAGUGUUAUUUCAAAAGAUGACAAAUAUGAGAAGACUGAUUUGCAUAAUACCACAGCAUCUUCACAGUUAAAUACGUUUUUAGACCAGGAAUGGAAUGAAGAAUGUUUGAAAUCUGAGAUCAAUCAAUCUACUCCUGGCCUCCUGCAUCUUUCUAGCAAUAGCGAGAAAGAGGUCACGUGUACUCCUCCACCUAAAACUCCUUCCGCUACUAGUCUGGCUGAUUCUGUCCAUUCAGCAGCUCACUUCUCUGGGAAGCUAAGACCAAGUCGUGUUCAAAGUGUGGUUUCAAGCCAAGGGAGCCUAGACUCUGAUAUGCUCGGUUAUGAUGGUGGAAGCAGUGACUCUGAGUGUGAAGGUACUACAAUGAAUGAACAAGAUCAGCAUUGCCCUUUAAUGCCAAAUUUUUGGCUAAUUGUGAAGAUUCAUCAGGAUAGAGUAGAAGUAUACUCCCAUUGUCGAUCUCCGAAAAUUGCAAGAGUGGAUGUCUUAAAUGUCAUUGAUGAAGGGGCUAAGGAAGAAGAUGAGGUUCCAGAAUACUUACAGCUACAUCAAAUGAUUGUAAAGAGAAUUGGGGAGAUCUGUCGAAUUGUAAACCAGACCUUGCUGCUUCAAGAUCUCCAUGACAGCCACAUUUGUAAUUCCCUUCUUGUAGCUGAGAGUGAAGAAGAUAUCUGGAAGACAGACUUACAGUAUACCUCUUAUAGGCAAAGAUCUGCCGCCACUGAUGAUUACUCAGCAGAUGAGAGCUACCAACCAAGGGAUUACCUUGCAGCCACAAUGCAGUUUAUACCUGGUCACUUUGCCUGUGAUGUUGUAUGGAGCACUAUUAUUCACAUUCACCCUAGACUUAAAAUGGGCCCAAACAUGGGAGUUUCACGCGCUAUCCAGGCCCUUCGUUCUGUUCUGAAUGCAUUCUCUGUAGUUAACAGAAAAAACAUGUUUGUUUACCAAGAACGUGCUACUAAAUCAGUUUUCUACCUCAGGCUGUCAGAGACUGCACACAAUGGCAAGUUUUCAGAAUAUGAUGGCACCCUCCUACAGCCUGUUAGGUCACUUGGUCUAAUACGUAGUCAGGAGCCCAUUGCCUCUGAAGAUGUUUUGGGUUCUCGAAGCUCAUUAGAUGUAAUUUCCUACAGAGGUGUAGAGGGAUCCAGGCCUGUAGGCCAAAUGGAUAAGCACAUCCUUCUUAUGGUGCAUGGUGUUGGGCAGGCUGGUCCCGAAAUCACAGAUGAAUUGGUCAAAGUUCUACGAAAACGUUUAGACGAGGCAACACUUGAUAUCAUCACUGUUAUGUUAGUGAGGAACUGCAAACUAACUCCAGCAGAUGUUGAGUUUAUUCAGCCUCCUGGCUCUCAAGCUACAGAAGUGAUUGAGUUCAGCUUACCACAGUACUCCCAACAUUGGCUGCACGCAUUUGGUUACUACCUUCGGCAAAACCUGCUAAUAUUUCUUCAUGUUCCAAAAUACACUGACAGCAAUGUAGAACAUCAUUUUAAGCACACUUUUUACCAAAAUUGUGGUCAGUCUGAUUCUGAUUUAUAUUUGUACAACAAACCAGGUGGUCAAGGAACUGGAGGAAAAGGAAUUGCAUGCAUUGCUCUUUCCUUCGUGGAUGGCAAGGGAUCACCUCUUCAGUUCUCAGGACAUGAAUUACAAACUUCAUUGAAAGGAAGUGUAUCUAGAAUUGUCCUACAAGAAAGUGAAUUUGAAGCACUAACUGAUAUUACCAGAAUCAACUUGGAAAACAUGGAAAUAAGUCCUUGGGUUCAUGUUCGAUUUGAUAUUUGGGAACAGGGUAAUGUUAGCCCUGUGCAGCUUGCUGAUAAAUUAAAGAAUGCAUUACGCCAUGCUCUCUGUGACGUGAUUAUGGAAUUCAAGGUUCUAUCAAACCCUCUUUGUGUGGAAUCUACUCUGACAGCCUCUGAUCAGAAAGAAUAUUCUGCUGGUCUUCCAGCACAAUUAUUUUGUGAUGUUAAAGACCUACCAAAGCAACUUUCCAAUAGUGGAAGUACCAAAAGAUGUCCAUCUCCUAUUCUCUUUUCUACUGCUCCACCUCCCACAUCUGCAGGUGCUGUAACACCUGAAUCUACUACACCAACUGGAAAAACAGCUCGUAGAAGUUUCUGGGAUAUGUUGAGUAAACCAGAUCUUUCUGAACUUGGAUCUCCAAAAACCACGGAUGAUAUAAUUCUGGAGAAAGCAGAGGAUAGCCGCACACGUCGCAGACAUAAAACUGAGAAUGUGAAACAACCUUGGAGUCAAGAAAAAGUGGCUAUGUCAGAAAUGGAACAGGCACAGAAGCAAGCAGCUGCCCAGAGGAAACAUACAGUUCAUCUUGAGGAAGGGGAAACAGGAAAUUUACACCCAGUCUUCCAGUCAACUUGCCAGAAAUGGUUGGCAUUUAUGGACCAUAUUGGAUGCCCUUCUGUUCAGCAGUGCUCAGCAGAGAUUGUAUCACAGUUUCUUUUGCCUUCCAUUCUAACUGAAGUUGUUAAUCUGGUUAGUUCACUUGCCAUAGACACUACAGUUAAGGUGUUUGAGAGAAUCUGUUCUACAAAUGGGGAAACCUUUCUUCCUCUGUCUCUCAACCAGCAUUCCAGUAAACCCCCUGCUGUUGCUAGGCAAUUUAUACUUAUUGGGCGAAAUUUUCAGCAGUGGCGCCAAAGCACUGAACAAGAAGACUACUGUGCUGAAGAGUCUGCUCCACUGGUUAAUAGGUUUACACCUCAUAAAGGAUUUCAACGAUUUGAGUCCUUGGAACAAAGUGAAUCAGGUAGUUCUGCUGUGUCAGGAAAGGGAACGGUUCCACGACAAAGGUUCACCAUUGUUGAUGUUUUGGAUAAAAAGCUAAACCUGUAUACAUACAAUUGGUCUGUAGAUCUGGGAGUGUCUCUCAGUCGAGGACUGACACGAUUGGUUCAUUGGCAGAAUGCUCGUUCACACAUAGUACAAUGCCUACUUACCCAGAAAAUGGGACUUUUUCAUCAUUACUGCUUUUCUGACACUCCAACAUAUGAAGACCUCAAACAGGAGCCCAAUCACUUUUUGAGUACCACACUAGAAGCUGAUGCACUUCUUCGUAGUGCAACACCACCCCCUACAAAGGAUCAAGGCAAACUGAGUGGUUCUGGAAGGAGCUUACCUCCACUACAUUUUUCAACAGAGUUGGUAUCCUUUGAUGAAGCUUUGCGGGACAUUGCUGUAGGAUGGCCUAUCAUGGCUAUUCAGGAUAUAAGUGGAAAUGCAGAUCCAGUUUUUCGGCAUGGAGCGCAGUUACUUGAAAUUAAAGCCGUUGAGCGCAGAGAAAUGGAGAAGCAGUUGAAGAUUGAAAACCUAUUUGUGACCUGGCAACAGCGAUCAGCUCAGUCAAAUAUGCCCAUCUCUGCUGCUGAUCUUGACACAUUAAAGCAGUCAUCACGCCUAGUCCAUUACUGUGCCACUCCACUACUUUUCGACCCUGUUUUUCGCAAACAAAUUCAAGAAGAUCAGACUAUUAACCCUUUUGCUAAGAAAAGACAUUGCUCAAAUGAUUCUACAGCCUCCGGUCGAGAUCGAACCAAUAGUUGUGAUUCUGUGGAGAUGCUACCAUGUCGUCUCAAAGACGAGCCCUGGCUGCUAGAUAUAUCUAACACUUUUGUACAGCAGUAUGUUCAAUACCUGCAGAGUAUGGGCUUUAUACUUGUUCAGGUUCGACCACCAUCACCUGCCAGAAGCAUUGCUCGUGCUCGUGCUGCAGCAUUUUGUGGCAUGAAUACAGAUAGUAGGUCUUCUUUCUCCUACAACAAACAGAAAAGUGAAGAAAGCCCCAAGAGCACAGCACCUGGGACGUCACCUUACCAUUUACAGCGUGCCCUUCCAGGAGGAAUAGUGCUAAUGGAGUUGGCUUUUCAGGGCUCUUACUUCUGCGUCAAGCAGUAUGCUUUGGAAUGUUCCCGUAUUCCUAUGGGACAAUCUGUAAAUUCACAGGGCAAACUCUUCUCCAAUCCACGUAGCAAGUCAUACUCAGAGGCCACUUCUCUCUCAGAAUCUGCGCUCUCAAUGUUGUUUACAGAGGAAUGUGACAAGGUACGAGACCUGAUGCAUGUACAUUCAUUCAGUUAUGAUUUUCACCUUCGCAUUGUUCAUCAAUACCUUUUGGGAUGUCAGAUGACUCUGAGACAAGGUUAUCAACUAUCAAGCUUCCUUGAAGAUUUUAUUGCUUACCAUCCUGACAUACCCAAGUUUGGCCGAAAUCAUGUUUUUCAAGGUACUUUCUCCAUCUCCACUGGGAUGAUAACUGCUCAUCAGCUGUAUAAUUACAUCACCGACCAUGCAGUAACCUAUGGGAUGAAACCACUUCGAAUGUCAAAAUCUACAGAAAGUAGUAACAGUCGUAAAGGAGUUCCAAAUUCAGAGUUACCUGAGUAUGCAUUGGUGGCACUUUGGAACAGCUCAGGGUCAUACAAGGAUUCUGAAGGCUUACGCCACCAUGACGACUUUGAUGUAUCCUUACUUGUGUGUCAUGCUUGUGCACCUUUUGAAGAGCAGUCUGAGGUGGAACGCAACUUAUUAAGGCUUACUUAUUAUGUAAUAAUGACAAGUCAGCGUGAGCUGUUUCCACGUCUAACAGCAGACAUGAGACGUUUCAAAAAGCUUCCAAAUAUCCAAAGAGAACCCCUGGAUCCUGAUAGUAAAUCCUGUAGAGAAAGAUCAGAGGCAGUUGUGGUACAAGAUGAAGAACUGGACUUGUGGGAGAAGUUAGAAGAUUACUCAAGUGAGUUCUAUUCAAGCAGGCCACAGGUGAAGAUGGCUCCUGGUCUGAUUUACUCUUCACCGCAGUUUCCUCUUUUAGCCUCAGAGGUGACUUCAGCACAGGAACGCAUUCUAAGCAGUGUGCAGAAAGCCAAGGAACACUGCCGGCGGGAUAACCUGUGGAGACGACUUUUCCAUGGGGAGCAGCUUUCAUCAGACAAGCUUAAAUUAAGCAAACUCACCUUUACUGAGUUAGAAGAGCUACUUAAUGCUGUUCAGAGCUGCGUAAUUGGAGACAUUGAUCCGCAGUUGGACUGCUUUCUAACAAUGAAUCCUGGCUGGUACCAGAGUCUUAUUAAGGUGCUACUUUCUCGAUUUGCACAAAGUUGUCGUCAUUUUGUUGAUAAUGACAAUGGAAUUCAGUAUCUGGUAGUCCUUAACCAAAAAUUCACAGACUGUUUUGUCAUCGUUUUCCUUGAUUCACAGACAGGAAAAGCAAGCUUAAAAGUGGUUUUUCGAGAGCCAUUGCCCCUUCAACCUCAAACUAGCAACAGUCCAUCUCCACAGCUUGUGUCAAUGUAUCACCACCUGGAGUCUGUCAUCAAUGCAGCCUGCUUCAAUCUCUGGACAGGACUUCUUUAACAGUUAUGGAGGAAUGGUACACCACAGUAGGAUUAUGGCUAUAUAUCAUAUUAUGUAAGGUAUGACAUAAACAAAUAGGGAUAAUAGAUUAUUGGGGUGAGCAAGUGUUACUGUGUACUAAAGGGCCUUUAAUGAGUGUACAGACGGAUUUGUUACACUGUUCAAGUGCCAAACGUGCUCCCUCAAAAAUCAGCUUCCAAGAAUACUUUCUUCAUAGCUAUGAAAGAGGUGUUUUUUUUUCUCUAAUUUAUUGUUAAAUCUAAGGUUAAUAUACUCUUUAUAGUGAUGCUAGUCAGCACUAAUAAUGUUAAUAUUUCAUCUUUAAAAGCACUAAAUUAGAGCAUAUUGAAGUACUACCUCAGAGGAAAAGUUUUGCUUAGGGCUUAAAUAACUUUGACUACUGUAUAUGUUCAUACUGCUUAUUUCCAAAGAGACAGUGAUACUUUUGUAAAUUUAAAAAAUAUAAUUAUGGCAAUCUGGCUCCCCAUGUGUUUUCAAAAAUCUGUAUUAAUUAAGAGCAGACUUCAGAGGUAGCCACAGAAAUUUUCUUUUUUUAUUGUCUUUUUAAUGAUGGGACUGAAUUGUAUCAAGCAUUCUGGAUCAAUGAGAAGCCUUUUGUCUUUCUUAGCUAUUAAAUAAGUUUAUUUUUUACAUGGCUAAUGUAUUUUGCUAAUUACAGAUAUUUUCUCAAAUACAAAGAAGUUUAGCAUUGUUCAUUUUAUAUAUAAAUAAUUUAGAGCCACAGUAGACAGCCAUAAAUUUUAAGUGCCUGAAUUUAUCAGUUUUGUAGACAUUCUUAGAGAGAAAUGUUAAGGCGAUUUAAAAUGACGGUUUUGUUCUGUGGAGAAAUCUCUGUCACUUCAUAUUCUCACACACACACACACGUGCUGUUCACUUUACUGUACUCACAGUGAAAGGAAAAUCACACCCCACUUUUCCAUUUGCACCGAUAAUUUAAUUUUCUUUUUGAAAGACACAGGUUGUUAAAGUUGUUUUUGGGAAGUGAAUACUUUGGAAUUAAAGGUGGAAGUCUUGUGUGAAUGUACCUUUAAGUUACAAUACAAUUAUAAUAGAUACUUUUCUUCAGGGCAUGGAGAUCUUUUAAGCAUGUAAAUGCAACCUGUUUUAGUCCUUAUAAAAUUACAACACUGAAUGUGUAAAAUAAUUUCUUCUUAUAUUUAAUCGCACAGAAGGCCAUUCUGAAAUGUUCAUAAAUUACAUUUUGGGCCUUUAGCUAAAUGUCAAGAAAUAGGUAUGUGCUAUUAUAUGUACAUUUUGUAUCUGUAUGUAUAAAUAUUAUUGUAAAUCUGAAAUGAUGAAUUAAAAAUGACAACAUAUUUAUAAACUUCUUCCUGUAUAUUUCUUCUCUCUUUUUAUAUAUUAGUAUUGCAUGUUCUUUGUAACAGGUUGUAAAAUACAUUUAUAAUGGUUGAGGUCAGGAUGGCAUCCAGUCAUAAAAAAAUAUUUCCCAAUUCUGCCCUCUGCAGGGGUAACCUGCCAGCCUGGAACAACCCUGAAAAUGGGUACUAAACCUGGUAGAGAGCGAUGAUAGAAUCAAAUUAAUGUAAUUCACUGCUGCUUUAGAAACUUCUAAAUAACGGACACUGUCCUGCUAUGCCUCUUCAUAACAUCAAUUUUACAAUGUUUGGAGACAGAAAAAGAUAUUUCAUCAAACUUUACAUCAUGAAUAGUUAGUAAACGUCUAAAAUGACUCCUUUUAAAAAGUAGCAUAUCGGGUUCAAUGUGAGGUUCAAAAAUAAAAAUGUGACAUCUCAGAAUAAACAGUACAUUAUACUCUGGUUGCUUUUUCAUAUUUCUGUAACAUAAUAAAAUGAACCUGAUGAUGAGGAGAAGGAGGAUUUUUAGCCUUCGUUAAACUGAAAUAACUUACAAUAAAUGUAUGUCAAUACAAUAC